Molecule: messenger RNA, 854 nt
Organism: Python bivittatus (Burmese python)
Lineage: Eukaryota; Metazoa; Chordata; Lepidosauria; Squamata; Pythonidae
Source: RefSeq, a predicted model, not a curated record
CCAGACUGGCAAGUCACUACCCUGGUGCUAAUUCUGACAGCUGCCACUAUCGCUUUGCUGUCAUUCCUCAUGUCUCUGAUUUCCGUCUGCCUGGGGACCUAUAAGUACUAUUAUCGGGUUGUGGCGGUUCUUUUCUUUGCUGCAGUGGUUCUCCAAAUCUGCGCCUUGAUUCUCUACCCCAUCAAGUUCAUUGAUAGUAGCCUGCUCAGAAGCUACCAUGAGUUCAACUGGGGAUACGGCCUGGGUUGGGGUUCUGCCAUCUUUAUGCUGGGAGCAGCCAUCCUUUACUGCCUACGCAUUGAUGCCUAUGAAGACGCUUAUUAUUAAGACAACAUGAAAAAAUGCUGCUGGAUUAUCAGAUUGGGAAGGCCAGAUCGGUAAACAGAGAGCUACAGAAUGGGAAGGACGAUUGGCAUUCUUGGCACACCCAAGCAUUAUGGAUGGACACUUUGGCCAGCAUCUUGCCAAGAGGAGAAGAAAGUGAAGACCUUCAGCGGGACGCUCUUCCAUCAUCACGAGGACCUAUCACUGCGAGCCAGCCCUACCACAACUUGCUUAAGAUCUUUCAUGUAUUUUUUUAAAAAAUAUGUUUCAUUACUUUAAUCUUCUGUGUAAGAAAGGUUGUCUUUAUUUUAUCUUUGAGGAGGCCACUCCUACAGGGAAGAGCAGCCUGGUUUAGCUUUUAUUUAGUGGUGUCCUAUGCACACUUUGAAUUCAAAUAUGGGGAGUUGUAUGGAUUCAAAGCGUUCUAUAAAUGCACGGAUGCUAAAUCUCCUUGAUGCUGAGAAGCCCGAAACAUAGAAAACGUAAGAGUUUAUGGGCUGCCAAUGAAUAAAACCAUGGAAGAAACAAGA